AUGGAAAGGGAUGGCCCUGCCGCUGCUGCUUUCUCCUGGUACCAGCCGGCCAGCCUUCCGCGGGACGCCUGUGUCUACAGCAGCUGCUACUGUGAAGAAAAUAUUUGGAAGCUCUGUGAAUACAUCAGAAAUCACGAUCAGUAUCCUUUAGAAGAGUGUUACGCUGUCUUCAUAUCUAAUGAGAGGAAGAUGAUUCCUAUUUGGAAACAACAGACGAGACCUGGAGAUGGACCUGUGAUUUGGGAUUACCAUGUUAUUUUGCUUCAUGUCUCAAGUGGAGGACUGAGCUUCAUUUAUGAUCUUGAUACUGUCUUGCCAUUUCCUUGCCCCUUUGAAACUUACGUGAAGGCUGCCUUCAAGUCUGAUGAUGACAUUCAUCCACAGUUUAGAAGGAAAUUUAGAGUGAUCCGCUCAGAUUUGUAUUUGAAGCACUUUGCUUCUGACCGUUCUCACAUGAAAGAUUCCAGCGGGAACUGGAAAGAGCCGCCGCCACCAUAUCCCUGCAUUGAAACUGGAGAUUCCAAAAUGAACCUGAAUGAUUUUAUCAGCAUGAAUCCUGAGGUAGGCUGGGGAGCUAUCUACACUCUGUCAGAACUUGUCCUUCGGUUUGGCAGUAAAAGCUACUGA
Molecule: messenger RNA, 627 nt
Organism: Chrysochloris asiatica (Cape golden mole)
Lineage: Eukaryota; Metazoa; Chordata; Mammalia; Afrosoricida; Chrysochloridae
Gene: NTAQ1
Product: WDYHV motif containing 1
Exons: 6
Coding region: 1-627 (208 amino acids)
Cellular component (GO): cytosol; nucleus
Molecular function (GO): protein-N-terminal glutamine amidohydrolase activity; protein-N-terminal asparagine amidohydrolase activity
Source: RefSeq, a predicted model, not a curated record